AUGUUUAUAACGUUUAAUGAAUUAUUAAAAUCUAAAAUUUAUAUUGGAAAUAUUCAUAAAAGUAUUAAUAUUAAUAAUUAUAAAUUUAUAUAUAAGUUAAAAUAUAAUUAUUGUAUUUUAAAUUUUACUUUAAUAAUAAUAUACUUAUAUAAAUUAUAUAUAUAUAUUUAUAAUAUAUCAUUUAUAAAUAAUAAAAUUUUAUUUAUUAAUAAUAAUAUUUUAAUAAUAAAUUUUAUAAUUAAAAUUUGUAAUUUAACUAAUAAUUUUUAUAUAAUUAAAUGGGUUCCUGGAUUAAUAACAAAUUGGUAUAUAUUUAAAAAAAGAAUUAUUAUUUAUAUAUGGUUAGAAAAAUUAUUUAAUAAUAAAUAUUUUAUUAAUAUAUUAUCAAAAAAAUGUAUAAAUAAUUUGAAAAAUAUUUAUAAUAAAUUAUAUAUAAAUUUUAAUGGUAUAAAAAAUAUGUUAAUUUUACCUAAAUAUAUUUUUUUAUCAAAUUUUAAUAAUUUAAUUAUAAAAGAAAUUUUAAAAUUAAAAUUAAUUUUAAUUAGUUUUAUAAAUUUAAGUUUAAAUUCAAGUUAUAUAAAUGUAAAAAUUUUAGGUAAUUAUAAUAAUUAUAAUUCUUUAAAAUUAAUUUAUAAAAUAAUUUAUACAUCUAUAAUACAUAGUAAAAUUAAAAAUAUGUGA
Molecule: messenger RNA, 681 nt
Organism: Plasmodium malariae
Lineage: Eukaryota; Apicomplexa; Aconoidasida; Haemosporida; Plasmodiidae
Source: the annotation of a RefSeq genome assembly